Messenger RNA from Cercospora beticola, 1768 nucleotides. RefSeq lists its product as uncharacterized. Gene Ontology annotation, molecular function: chromatin binding. Lineage: Eukaryota; Fungi; Ascomycota; Dothideomycetes; Mycosphaerellales; Mycosphaerellaceae. The record is from RefSeq and is a predicted model, not a curated record.
CUCUACUUGACGCGUUCCGCCUUUGCGCUCAAUUGACCUCACUCUUGAACGAAGCUCCCGUAUUGCUCACGCUCGAGAAUUGCUCUCACGCUGGUGUUACCCGUGUCGCGACACCCCUCUGACGCCUGCCCGACGACAAACCGGCGCGUACCACCUGCGACCGAAUGACAUGGCGCCGACGAAGUCCAAAACGAACGGCGUGACGAAAGGCGAAACGAACGGGAAGCAUACAAAAACGUCGGCAGCACAACCUACCGAUUUGGAUGAGCAGGACAGGGAGCGCCUAAAGGAAUGGCUGGACAGGACGAACAACCCUUUCAAUGUCACAAUCAGUUCCGCCACGCGUAAGCGUAAGCGGGAUGAGGAUAUGCAUCUGGAGGAGGGCUUGCUUGUUAAGGACUUGCAAGUGCUCUAUGAAGUAAAGCCGCGCGACAAAUGGGAGAGCCUGAGAAGGUACAAGAAGUUCACAGUGGGCUCAGAAAGCAUUGCGACGGGCCAAUGCAUCCUGGUGAAGCACGACGAGGCUACCGAGGACAUGAGAAUGGAGAGCGAGGCGCAAUGGAAAGCGCAAGUGCUCGAAGUCAGAGCUCUGGACAGUGAACAUGUUUACAUACGAGUCGCAUGGCUCAAUCGCCCAGAAGACUUGGAGUCGGGUCGCAAAUCGUAUCACGGAAAACAUGAGCUGAUUGUGUCCAAUCAAAUGGAUAUUAUCGAUGCCAUGUCGGUCAAUGGCACUCUGGAUGUGGUAGCCCUGGAUGACAAAGAUGACGAUAGUGCCGAAAUCGAGGAUCAAUACUUUUGGCGACAGACGUAUGAUCUGGUCACCAGGAAAUACUCGGAGCUGCGCAAGAUCUGCCGGGAUAAGGUCCCAGCGAACCCGGAUCAGAUAAUAAUCCAAUGCUCGCGUGAAUCAUGUCGCCAAUGGCUGCACGUGAAGUGCCUUGCAGAGGAUGCUCUCCGGGAACAUGAGAAUGGCGCGAAGAAGACGAAACGAGAACUCACAACCCCGCCCAAAAAUGAAGCCAACGAGGAGGCGCGCGCAACACCGACAGCAUAUGCGGAGAACAAGAAGAAGACUGUCGCGUCGGAGGUGUACCUCAAGGGCGAGCCGCAUGGUGCCAACGACAUUCCAGCAACGAAGUCCGAAAUUGUGGUCACCCCGAAAGGCGGCGAAGCGUAUGCGCAAGACCUUUACUGCCUGCUAUGCCAUGAGCCGAUCGAAGAUGAUACCUGAAAGAGGACGAGAUUCGUCUUGUCCCGUUCGUCACUAUCAGCGCGUGGAUCUGGAUCCACAACACUACUGCAGGAGAGAUUAUUGUGCGCUUUGCAUACGCGAGUAGAGUUCGGCUCCUCACUUACUGCGCAUGCGCGAACUUGGCAUUGGAAGUGCGAGUGCAAGAGCCUGCGCCUCUUCUUGGUCUUGGUAGAGCGGCAUGCACGAUUUGGAAGGCGUGAAAACCCAUUUGGCACUUGCAUUCUAGGAGAUUGGCGCUUGAGGACGGAGAUUUUUAGUGGCCGUUGUUGUGAAAUGGCUGCUUAUCACGCAAUGCCUUCUCGACUCUGCGAGACGUGAGGUCGGAGUCGUCGAAGUCGAUUGCUGGCCAGACACCCGAAAGAGCAAGGAAGCGGCCUGUUUACAACAGCCGCCAGUGUUAGAGACUAUCGUUAACAAGGUACGGCCAGCAAGACGGCACGACGCGGCGGGAAAGUCUAGUUCGGCGCUCAGAAAGCCAGAAGCGAUGUCACCGGACGAUACCAAUUCACCAGC